Messenger RNA from Lytechinus pictus (painted urchin), 6024 nucleotides. RefSeq lists its product as uncharacterized. Gene Ontology annotation, biological process: DNA integration. The transcript is spliced from 2 exons. Bases 853 to 6024 code for a protein of 1723 amino acids. Gene Ontology annotation, molecular function: nucleic acid binding. The record is from RefSeq and is a predicted model, not a curated record. Lineage: Eukaryota; Metazoa; Echinodermata; Echinoidea; Temnopleuroida; Toxopneustidae.
CUGCAGCAGUAUGCAGUGAAGGUUUAUGAUUUUAAAUGUACAUGUUUUUGAUUAAUUCAGUUUUUCAUUCUUUAAAUGAUAUUAAUUCAGUGGUUAUCUAUAAUGAUAUCUUCUAACUUGCUUUCAGUCUUCUGAUUUUGAUUAUGUUUAGAUAUUGAAUUUAGUCUUAUUGGUGUAUAUCUAGUAGGCAUAUAUAACAUUUUUUUGUACAUAAAGCUUUUCAUAUAGUAUUCAAUAUGCUUGCAUGUAGUAGAUAUAUACUUGUACAUAUUUCAGUGUUAUAAGAUCGAGACACCCUGAUUAAAGAGAACUAUGUUCUCUGUGAAGGUUCUAUUCAUUCCCAGAGGAGCAAUUGUCUGGACCUUCAGACCUUUAGUACACAAACUUGGCCACAGUAAUUGUAGAACAAAGACCCCCUUUCAGUUUGUGCAGCCCCCUUUUCUAUAGUUUCAACUUGUACUGGUAGAGCUUGGCUUGGGUUUUAGCUUUUUGAGAAAGCCAAGUCAUUACAUUUCGGAAAGCCAGCGAGUUAACAUCAUAUUUUAGACACCUCAAGUAUUAAGUUCGAUCUUUCGAUACCUUCGAUUCAGUUUCAACAGUUCAAAGCCUCCAAUUGUAUUCUAUCUACAUCUACUUUACUUCAUGUUACACGAGAGUUUUGCAAUUAAAAUCGAAUCGUCAUCGGUAAUUCUCUCUGUUCGGAAUAAGUUUCUUUUGGAGUGCAUUGUUCUUCGAACCACCUUCGAUCUCGACCGAAACUCCUUACUUAGCAUCUCGAGUUAAGUGAGGCAGCCACAAUAGAAUACAAGGGACUGAAAAUUCGUCGAUGAAACUGGAUUUCGUGAUUUCGCUAUGGAGAAUCAAACAGAUGCUGUGAGUGUUGUCAGUCAUAAGUCAGCGCGGAGCAGAGCAAGUAGAUCUUCUCGAGCAAGCAGUAGGAGUGAUCACCUUAUUCUACGUCGCCAGGAAGCUGCCAUUAAAGCAAGUUCGGCAUUCGAUGAAGAAGAGGCUAAGCUGGAGUUGACACUUCGAAAUUUAAGGACAAAAAGAAAGCUAGCUUGUCUUCAAGCCGAACAAGCUGUUCUGGAGGAGAACGCCGAGUCUGAGUUUUCUCAUGGACCCGAAGACAACCACGAUCUCAAAGACAUUAAAGAGGAAAACGAAGCAGAAAGGAUUUCACGUUUUCUUAAUCGCCAGGGAGAGGAGGAAACUCCAGUCGUUACACACCUAGAAUUGGGACAGUCGUCCACAACCGUGAGUAAUUCACCUGACGAUAUUCACAAGAUCGUCUCCUCACUUGAGAAACUAGCACAGUCAUCUCUCGAGCAAGGGGUGUUAAAUCGACAUAUGUUGAUUCAAUCCCAGCUACCAAAAGUCGAUAUCCCUUUGUUUUCUGGUGACCCACUAUGCUACCCUCUGUGGAAAAACUCGUUCGAUGCAACUGUACAUAUAAAACCACUCGAUGAUGGAGCCAAAUUGAAUCUGCUUCACAGCUGCGUCGCUGGGAAGCCGAAAGAAAUUGUGCAGCACUUUGUUUUGAUUGGCUCCCCGGACGCGUAUGAACAAGCUCGGGAGACUCUUUCCAGACGUUACGGCGACCCGACGGUUGUAAGCUCAGCCUUUACUUCUAAGCUAAAUUCGUGGGGACGCAUCAACAGCCGUGACGCAACCGGACUUCAAGAUUUCUCAGACUGCUUGGCAAAGGUCGUUGCUGCAAAGAAGUCAAUAAAGAGCCUGGGGAUUUUGGAUUUUCCUCAAGAGAAUUCAAAACUCGUCGAAAAGCUCCCCUCAUACCUCGAAAGCAAGUGGAGGGAUGAAAUCGAUCGCUACAAGGAAAGACAUGGGAGACAAGAAUACCCUCCUUUCAUCGCCUUCGCUGAUUUUGUGAGGAGAGCGGCGGACAAGGCCAAUAUCCCAGAGCUCAGUGCUUCUGUGCGGGAGCAGAUAAAGCCAGUCAACCCGAAGUCAAGCGGAAAACACGCUCGUACUUUCGCAACUGAAGGAAAACCUUUCAAACCUUCAGGCAAGCCGUCCAAGGACAAGACCUGUCCAUAUUGUCAAGAUAAUCAUCUCAUCGAAGAAUGCUCCAAGUUUAAAAAUAUCACCCUCGAAGAGCGGCGGGCAUUCUUCUUUGAGAAGAAGUUGUGCUUUGGAUGCGGGCUGCACAUCAACCACAGGAGCAAGCAGUGUAAGGCCAGGCGCUCUUGUGCAGUUUGCGAAGGAAGGCAUCUAUCCUGCUUCCACUCGUGGCAGAAACAGCCAGUCAAGCAGGAAGAAGCAACCGCAAAUUGCACCUCGGUCUGCAGUCUCCAAGAAAUUCAAGGAAAAGACCACUCGAUGAUUGUUCCUGUGUGGGUGAGGAGUGUCAAUAACCCAUCAAAAUCAUUCUUAGAGUACGCGAUAUUGGACGAACAAUCCAAUGUUAGCUUUAUAUCAUGCAAACUGUACAAUAAGCUAAACCUCCAAGGCCAAAAAACCAGCCUCAAGCUGACGACGCUGCAUGAUACUUCGAUGAUUGAUACUUUCAAGGUGCAGGACUUGGAGUUGCAAGAUCACAAAAGGCAAAACAUCGUUCGCCUACCAGCUGCCUUUACCAGGGAUGACAUUCCUGCCACAAGGUCUCAAAUCCCAAAGGCUCAGAUCGCUGAAAGAUGGCCUCACCUCAUCCGCGUGGCAGAAGAGAUGAUGCCAUAUGACCAGACUGUUGAAGUUUCUCUUCUCAUCGGAACAGACUGCCCAAGUGCGAUUCGACCUCGAGAAAUCGUCGCUGGAGGAGAAGCGGAACCAUAUGGGCAGAAAUCUCUACUUGGUUGGGGAGUUGUCGGACGAAUCUGCAAGGAUCCAAUCGAAUCAAGUUCAGCUAGCUGUCACAAAAUAGCUGCUGAAUUGUACCAGAACCUCGCAUUCCCAACCAAGGCCAAGGAACUUCUCAUCGAAGACAAGGUGAUUAAAGCUCUGGAGACUGACUUCAAACAUGACAACUCGAAAGAACCAAUGUCCAUUGAAGACCAUAGAUUCCUUCAUCUCCUUGAGGAGGGAAUAGUGAAGAGACAGGAUGGGCAUUAUGAAAUGCCACUUCCACUAAAGACGGAUAAUGUAAGCCUUCCAUCAAACCGACUAGUAGCUGAAAAACGAUGGAGACAGCUUACAGCUCGUUUCAAGAAAAAUCCUCAGUUCCUGAAUGACUAUCGAGCCUUCAUGGAUGAAGUUAUCAAGACCUAUGCAGAGAGGGCACCAGUUCACAGUGUGGAAGGGAUGGUCAACUAUGUUCCCCACACAGGAGUGUACCAUCCUCGAAAACCGGGCAAGAUUCGUGUCGUUUUCGAUUGCUCGGCAAAAUGUAAUGGCAUCUCCCUUAAUGACCAUCUCCUUCAAGGCCCGGACCUUACUAAUGGACUCCUCGGUGUCCUAUGUCGCUUCAGGCAAGAUGAUGUCGCAUUCAUGGCCGACAUCAAAAGCAUGUUCCACCAAUUCUACGUUACUGAGAAGCAUCGAGAUCUUCUUCGCUUUCUCUGGUGGGAAGACGGCAAUCCAAAUUCCAACGUGGUUGAAUAUCGGAUGAAGGUGCAUCUCUUCGGAGCGACAAGCUCACCAGGCUGUGCCAACUUCGGUCUCAAGAGGGCAGCAGACGACGGUGAAGAGGAAUUUGGGAGUGAAGCUGCCAACUACAUUCGUAAGGAGUUCUACGUAGACGAUGGACUGAAGUCGGUAUCGACAUCGGAAGAAGCUGUUGCACUCCUGAAGUCAGCACAAGGGAUCUGUGAAAAAGCAGGGCUUCGACUUCACAAAAUCAUGUCGAACAAGAAGGAAGUUCUGCAAAAAUUUGCAACAGACGACAUGUCCAAGGGCCUAGCUGAUGAAGUAUCGUGUUCUCUUGUCAUCGCUAAGUCUAGAGUGACCCCUCUCAAACACCAAACCAUUCCAAGACUCGAAUUAGCUGCUGCUGUUAUCUCGACCAAGAUGAGUGCAUUUCUUCGCAAAGAACUGACAUAUCAUGAGAUUCGUGAAUACUUCUGGACUGACAGCAAAAUCGUGUUGGGGUACAUCAGCAACGAGUCCAGAAGGUUUCAUGUCUAUGUAGCCAAUCGAGUGCAACAAAUACGCAACGUAUCUGACCCUGCGUCUUGGUACUACGUAGACACUUCAACCAAUCCAGCAGAUGAUGCUUCUCGAGGACUCACGGCAAAAGAGUUGUUGGAGAGCAGCACUUGGCAAGCAGGUCCAGGCUUCCUGCAUGAGAAAGGACUGUUUCAUCCUCCUGAACCCAUUCCAAUUAAUGUGGAAGAAACUGACCCAGAAGUGAAGAAAUCAACAACGCUCUCAUCUAGAGUUGAACUUCACAACACCUUCGACACCAGUCGGUUAUUGCAUCUCUCUAGCUGGAACCAAGCCAAGAGAGUAAUAGCCUUGUGCGUGAGACUCAAGCAGCGUCUAAAGAUGAGAGAGAUCAAGCUCAAAAAAUCGCCAUCUUUGAAGAGACCAAUACCCAGAAUAUCUCUGAGCGUUGCUGACCUCCAGGCAGCUGAGUGGGAAAUUCUCAGCUUAAUCCAGAAAAGGCACCUUGGUCGCGAGCGAGAAGUACUCGCCAACCUGGAUGUGUCAGCUGACAACAAUCGACAGAUUGCGAAACGGAGAAAUGAUGACAUUAAGCCAACAAGCUCAUUAUAUCGAUUAGACCCAUUUCUAGAUAGCAAAGGUCUAAUUAGAGUCGGAGGUCGAAUUCAGAGGGCAAAUAUCCCAGACUAUGUGAAACACCCUGUCAUCGUCCCCAGAGAUGCUCAUCUGACAGCACUUCUAAUUCGGCAUCACCAUGGAGAAGUAAAUCAUAUGGGCAGAGGAUCGACUCACAAUCAACUUCGUCAGGCUGGUUACUGGGUGAUAGGUGGUUCGUCAGCUGUCUCAUCCAUCAUCACCAAAUGUGUGACCUGCAAGCGACUUCGUGGACCUCUGGAGAAGCAAAAGAUGGCAGACCUCCCGAAAGACAGACUUGAACAGGCUCCUCCAUUCUCUUACUGUGCUGUCGACUACUUUGGGCCAUUCUCGAUCACUGAGAAACGAAGCACAGUGAAGCGAUAUGUAGCACUGUUCACCUGCAUGGCAUCCAGAGCUGUUCAUCUGGAAUCAGCCAACAGCCUCGACACCAGUUCCUUCAUCAACUGUCUUCGAAGAUUUGUUAAUCGCCGUGGACCUGUUCGACAAAUUCGCUCCGACAGAGGAACUGCUUUCGUGGGUGCUAGGAAUGAGCUCCGAGACGCCUUGAAACAGAUGGACCAAGACAAGAUCCAGCAGUAUCUUGUUGAAAAUAACACUGACUGGAUUCCCUUCGUAAUGAAUCCACCUCAUGCAUCACACAUGGGCGGAGUAUGGGAGCGCCAGAUUCAGACAGUUCGUCGUGCUCUAGAACCCCUUAUGAUGUCUGCGGGAAAACAACUAGAUGAUGAGGCAUUUAGAACAUUUCUUUCUGAAGCAGAGUCGAUCGUCAACUCAAGGCCUCUUACAACACAGAACCUGAGCUCGUCUGAUGCUCCAGAACCAUUGACACCUAACCAUCUCCUGACUAUGAAGGCCAAAGUAGUCCUCCCACCGCCAGGCAAGUUCCAGAAAGCAGACAUGUAUGCUAGAAAAUGGUGGCGUAGAGUCCAACAUCUUACCAACGAGUUCUGGACGAGGUGGAGGAAAGAAUAUCUAACCGACCUGCAAACUCGGAAGAAGUGGGCUCGUCCUAGGAAAAGUCUUAAAGUCGGCGACAUCGUCAUCUCCAAAGAAGCAGAUGAUAACCGUGCUCAGUGGCCCCUUGGAAGAGUGUCGAAAGUGUAUCCUAGCAACGAUGGGCUUGUGCGCAAGGUCCAACUCGUCAUGGCAGAUUCAUCGUUAGAUAGCCAGGGCAAGCGUAAAAAACAACCCACCAUGCUGGAAAGACCUGUACACAAAUUGGUGCUUCUCUUGUCUCCAGAAGAGACCUCGGAAACUAGUGACACAGAAGACCAAGGGAUUCCCCAUCAAGGAGCCAACACAACACAAUGA